This is a messenger RNA of Pezoporus flaviventris, 662 nucleotides long. It is a transcript of the gene PBDC1, whose product is annotated as polysaccharide biosynthesis domain containing 1. The record is from RefSeq and is a predicted model, not a curated record. The transcript is spliced from 6 exons. The coding region runs from base 45 to 554 and encodes 169 amino acids. Gene Ontology annotation, cellular component: cytoplasm. NCBI's taxonomy places the organism in Eukaryota, Metazoa, Chordata, Aves, Psittaciformes, Psittacidae.
GGCGCACGCGCGGGGGGGCGGAGCCUCUUUCGUCAGCGCUGUCAAUGGCGGCGGCGGGACUGGGACCCGGCGAGGCCGCCGCGGCCGCUCACGCUCUGUCACUGCCGGCCGAGGCCUUCGGCAAUGAUCCCCGCGUGGAGCUGGCCUGGGCCAUGAAGGCCCAUCAGCACGCCGAGAUCUACUUCAAUCUCAUCUCCUCCGUCGACCCCAAGUUCCUGAACCUGACCAAGGUCGAUGACCAAAUCUACCGCGAGUUCAGGGCCGCCUUCGGGGACCUGCGAGUGGAGGUGCUGGACCCCGAGGAGCUGAAGUCGGAGCCUGCCAAGGAGAAGUGGCGCCCGUUCUGCCUGCGCUUCCAGGGGCUGGUGGAGGACUUCAACUACGGCACCUUGCUGCGCCUGGACUGCCGCGGCGGCUACACCGAGGACAACAGCAUCUUCGCCACCAGGAUCCAGUUCUUUGCCAUCGAGAUCGCUCGCAACAGGGAGGGAUGGAACAGCGCUGUCUACAGCAGGGCCAGGGAGCCGGCAGCUCAGGAAGCGGCAUCGGGAUGAGGACGGGAGGAGCUCCAAGAGGGGCAGGGAGCUCGUGGCCAGGCGGGGGCCGGGCAGGGCUGCACCCACCCCAUCACAGACUGUAAAUAAACGUUUUUACACUGAAGG